Messenger RNA from Misgurnus anguillicaudatus (oriental weatherfish), 1776 nucleotides. NCBI's taxonomy places the organism in Eukaryota, Metazoa, Chordata, Actinopteri, Cypriniformes, Cobitidae. The record is from RefSeq and is a predicted model, not a curated record.
UAGGAGCUCGAGGAAGGCGGGACUUACGCGUAACUGAGACACGUGUACACACAGUCAAGCAGGAAGUGAAUGUGUUUAGCUGGUGCCAAGUAAACAGCAGCACCAUGCUUCUAGGUUACAGUCCUGUGGUUCAGGCCCUGUUCGGGACCCUCUUCACCUGGGGUCUCACUGCAGCUGGAGCUGCUCUGGUCUUCAUCUUCUCAAGUAAACAGAGACGGAUCCUGGAUGGAAGCUUGGGAUUUGCAGCAGGGGUCAUGCUGGCGGCCUCGUACUGGUCCCUUCUGGCCCCUGCGAUUGAGAUGGCUGAAGAAUCUGGAAAAUACGGGGACUUUGCAUUUUUCCCUGUUGCCGUUGGCUUUGGUCUUGGCGCUCUGUUUGUUUACCUUGCAGAUGUAAUGAUGCCUGUUCUGGGUGUUGGGACAGAACCCCAUAUGGCUCUUGCACUUCCAACUGAUACCAAACAUGCUAAAGAAAAAAAGAAGAACUCUUCGGCUGGACUGUAUCAAGAGGACGAUUUGUCCAUCAGGAUAGGUAGAGCUGGAGUUCAAUCAGAUAAAAUAGAGAAUGGUGAGGUGUACCAAAGACGCAGGGGUCCAAACACUGGACAUACAGCAGUACAGACAGUGGACACUAAACCACAGGAACAGACAGGCCAGACUGCAAGCAGCUGGAGACGGAUCCUUCUUUUAAUACUGGCCAUUACCAUACACAACAUUCCUGAGGGUUUGGCAGUCGGCGUGGCCUUCGGAGCGAUCGGAAAAACUCAGUCAGCCACAUUUGAGAGUGCCAGAAACUUGGCUAUAGGGAUUGGCAUUCAGAAUUUCCCAGAAGGCCUUGCAGUGAGUCUUCCCUUAAGAGGUUCUGGGGUGUCCACAUGGCGAUCCUUCUGGUACGGACAGCUCAGUGGGAUGGUGGAGCCUUUGGCUGGGUUGUUAGGAGCUGUUGCUGUAGUGCUGGCAGAGCCGUUGCUACCGUACGCUCUUGCCUUCGCCGCAGGAGCCAUGGUGUAUGUAGUGGUCGAUGACAUCAUUCCCGAAGCACAAGUCAGUGGAAAUGGUAAGCUGGCCUCCUGGACGUCCAUUUUUGGCUUCAUCGUAAUGAUGUCACUGGACGUGGGGCUUGGUUGACCCUUUCUAUGUGUUGAAAUGUGUAACCAUUUCCAGAACAUCAGCUGAUUGCACUGAAAAAAGCGACCAAAGCAGCCUUUUUUCUUAGUGUAUAGGUAUAAUUGUUGUAUUUUUUUUUUACUUAUUUGAUGUACAUUUGUGUUAUUUUUAUUGAUUUUAAGAAUGAGUCGCAUUUGUUAGACAGGGUGGAAUAUUGCUUACAAAAUGACAAUACUUGAAAAAUGAUUAAAACUUGAAUGAAUGAUUUAGGGUUUUAUUUUUGAGGUAUGGUAUGAUUUGUAUAAUAUGUGUUUGUUUACAUGGGUAGACCAAUAUGUGUGAGAUUUAUACUCAACUCUUACCAUCCAUAUGCUCUCAGAAAUGCUGUGCACUUAAUUGAUAAUGAAAACCAGUGAAAAUUCAGAUCAUUACAUCUUUGAUUAAUUGAUUCAUUUACACUGUGAAUCAUUUAUUUAUGAUUCAGUGGAUCCAUUAAGGUUCAUCUAGUAUUUCAUUGUUAUUACUGAACUACUGUUUCAUCUUUCACUCUGUCUUUUCCAUAAUUGCAUCUGUAACAUAUUGAACAAGUUAUAAAUGAAGUUUCAUUUUCUGUAGGAGUAUAAAUAUUAUUCAAUGGUUUAAUAAAAUUUCUAAUUCCUUAAAAAACGAA